This is a messenger RNA of Uranotaenia lowii, 2739 nucleotides long. RefSeq names its product sodium-coupled monocarboxylate transporter 1-like. Gene Ontology annotation, cellular component: membrane. The transcript is spliced from 4 exons. Gene Ontology annotation, biological process: transmembrane transport; sodium ion transport. NCBI's taxonomy places the organism in Eukaryota, Metazoa, Arthropoda, Insecta, Diptera, Culicidae. Gene Ontology annotation, molecular function: symporter activity. The record is from RefSeq and is a predicted model, not a curated record. Bases 660 to 2534 code for a protein of 624 amino acids.
AAAGAUAUAAAGAUAAUAUUUGAAAUCUUGAAGCUACAAGGAAAAGAGUUAGUUAACCAAAUUAAAAGGUGUAUUGGCGUUACCAGUAGUAUUUUCCGACACUUAAUUUUUUUUUCCAUUCAGGAUUAUAGAACAAAUAAGAUUUUAUGUUACGUCGCCUUGAUAUGGUUUGUAGUUUUGGUUAUCGAAAGAACGAUAAACCCGAAGUCACAUUCAAUGUCAAAUUUCGGAAAGCAUGAAAGCAUUUUGCUUUAUAAGUAGGGUAGAUGAUCCAGUUGAUGGUCUGGAAGUUAAACUGUUACGUGAUUAAAUGGACGUUCAAAUGAUAAAAUUAAAUCGGUAAUAUUGGUAUUUGAUUGGAAAAAGUCAAAUUUAUGAUCUCGUUCUUGUCAUUUGGAUAACUCACCUUCGACUCUUUGUUACAACCAACUGCAAUAACUUAACUAAAUUUGCUCACUCUAUCAUUCACGUUGUCUGGUGCGUCUGGACAUUCGCCGAUUAUUACCCAACCUGUGCCGAAGCUCUUAUCAUCAUAAACUUUUACGAACUUCAAUAAAGUAAGAUAAAAAUCAUCACCGUGAGAUGAAUUCCUUUUUUGAAGAUGAUUUCUACUCAUUUUUGCAACAGUCAUUUCGCGGCAUGGUGGUACGAGCUCGAUAAUGGAGUUUAUCACGGAAACAGUCUUACCGGAUUUGACCAUCCAACUUUUAGUGGAAAAUGUCAAUCAAACUAUCGCCAGUGUUGAAUCCGAACUAAGGUUUACCUUGAUUGACUAUGCCUUGUUUGUGCUUCUGUUGGCGAUCUCGGUCUUUAUUGGGUUCUAUUUCGGUUUCCUGUCCAAGAUCAAGCAAAACAAUACCGAAGAGUAUCUACUGGGGGGCAAAUCGAUGCCCAAAUUUCCGGUAGCAGCUUCGUUGAUUGCUACAUCUGUUUCAGGAAUAUCCCUUCUAGGUGUCCCCACGGAUAUUUACGCGUACGGAACUCAGAUAUGGAUGUUCGUGAUAUCAGGCACAGUUGUCGGUUUAGCCAUGCACUACAUCUAUCUGCCGGUAUUCCACGAUAUGCAACUAACCUCGUCUUUCAAAUACCUGGAACUCCGCUUCGACCGAAUCGUCCGGCUGACGGCCAGUUUUGUAUACGCCCUGUCCGCUCUGUUUCUGGUUCCGGUGGUCAUCUACGUCCCGGCCAUGGCAUUCAGUCAGGUUUCCGGCAUGAACAUGCAGUUCAUCACACCGAUCUUGUGUGUGGUUUGUAUGUUCUAUACGACUGUAGGGGGUCUCCGAGCAGUCGUUUGGACCGAUACGGUCCAAUUUCUGCUGAUGUUGUUGGCCAUUUUCGCAAUUGUAACGCUAGGACUGAUUGACAUCGGUGGAUUUUGGGAGGUUUGGGCUCGGGCCGAACGUGGUGGAAGAUUAAUAUUUUUCGAUCUCAACCCUGACCCAACAAUGCGAACUUCAUUCUGGUGUGUGGCAUUUGGAAUGACAACCAAUUGGAUCGCUGUUUUCGGAAUAAACCAAGCCUGUAUUCAACGCUUCCUGGCCGUUCCUUCGCGGAAAGCUGCCAAGAGUUCACUUCAAAUUUACAUAACUGGACUGCUGAUUAUAAACUCCUUGGCAUGCUUCAUGGGGCUGCUGAUGUAUGCUAAGUACGAGUCCUGUGAUCCCGUUACGACCAAACAGGUUCAGAAGCUGGAUCAAGUAAUGCCUUUUUAUGUGAUGGAUUCCGGAAGACAGAUACCCGGAUUGGCUGGUCUCUUCAUCGCUGGAGUAUUUUCGGCCGCACUCUCAACGAUGUCAUCCAGUUUGAACACUUUGGCUGGUACAAUUUACGAAGAUUUCAUCCGACCAUGCCGACCCAAUGCUUCAGAGCGAUCUUCCAGCGCAAUCAUGAAGCUUAUAGUCGUCAUUCUUGGACUCAUCGUGAUGGUUCUGGUUUUCGUAGUCGAAAAACUUGGUUCAAUCGUUCAGAUGGCCGUUUCCUGUACCGGAGUUAUAUCGGGCUCAAUCAUGGGAAUGUUUACCCUAGGCAUGUGCUCUACCCGUGCCACAACCAAAGGUGUCGUUUCAGGAGUAGUGGUCUCCAUUACUUGUAUGAUCACCAUCUGGCUCACGGCUCUCGGUAAACUGAAAUACGACUUCCUACCAUUCCGUAACGAUGGAUGUGACGAAUCUGUCCUAGCAAAGAUGCCAAAGGUAACAACGACCCCAAAACCCACAGAACAGGAACAUGAACUACCCUACCUGGCCCGAAUAAGCUUCAUGUAUUACUCUCUCAUAGGGUUCAUAAUUUUCCUCAUCGUAGCUUACCCGGUGAGUCUCGCUACCGGAAACGGAGAGCAACAGGUGGAUCAACGGUUGUUAACUCCAUUUGCGAGGCAGCGACGACGGAAUAAAACCGAAGAUAACACCCGGCAUCACCUAUCAAACAACAUCAAAUUGGAAAGCCUCGGGAAAAACGUCGACGACGUUGUUGAACAUCACGUGCUGUUGAAUGAUACGUCAAAAAAAGAUAAUGACGAAAUAGUAUCGCGAUAAAACGUGCGAUAAACGGAUUUUAUUGCACGUUUUUCGAGAUAGCUGACCGUAGGCGUAUUAGUUUGGUAAAUAAGUUUCUGUACAUUACAGUCAUAUUAAGACGUUAGCAUAAUAAACAGUUAAAGCUUCAAAUGUUUUAACCGACAACCUGCCAUAAAGAAAGAAAACGUGAUUUUAUAGUCAAUUAUUUCAAUGCAUUGAACAA